Gregarina niphandrodes is the source of this 1701-nucleotide messenger RNA. RefSeq lists its product as hypothetical. The record is from RefSeq and is a predicted model, not a curated record. The transcript has a single exon. The coding region runs from base 1 to 1701 and encodes 566 amino acids. Lineage: Eukaryota; Apicomplexa; Conoidasida; Eugregarinorida; Gregarinidae.
AUGGUCCCGACGGAAAUCAUGGACGAGUGGGAACGAGUCGGAAAGUGUCGAACGGUGGCUACGCUUGCCAGGAUUGCUGCAAAGGUGAACACUCAAAGUGCCAUGAACAAGAUAUUUGUACUGCCCCAUUAUGAAAAAUACGACUGCGAGGAAAGCCUCGACGACCAGGGAACGCUCGACGGCGAGGCAACGCUCGACGGUGAAGAAACAGUACAAUUCACUCCGCAAUGGUUUGAAGAAGUGGCAGCACGGUGCAUUCCGAACUGGAGUUACUGUUCUAGCUUCGCGCGAUUUGUAGCCGACUUCAAAAUGGCUUUGUGCUCCAACCACAGGCAAGUUAAGGAAGCCGAACUAGUGAUAGUGAACAGGCGUCAACUUGAGACCAGGAUUAUCCACCGACUCUGUGAGUUUUCACGGUGCCGCGAGGCACCCGUCAAGUCGGACAACCUUUCGUCUGGUCUUCGACGGUGGGCUCGGGCAAGAAAGUUGGCCGGUGUCGAGGCUGGGGCCUCGUCGGUCCUCGAACGUCUCUGUAACAUGAAAUACGCAGACGCUGUACCAGAUAUCCGUUACGGUUCCGAAGUUGCUUAUGCCUUUCGACUUUGGUCCGGCGCGGCGUCGCAUAUUCCGUGCUACUCUACCCGUCUGUACGGGCCGGUUAGAACGCACCCGCUGACUCCUAAUCAAUGGAAGAACACGUUAAGUAAGGACCGCCGAGUGUGGGCGGCAGAAGCUAGCGACUACAUGUCGUGCUACACGUUGGUCAAAUCGUUCUUUAGCCACAGCGCCAACAAUAGUCUCCCCCAGGAGAAAGAAGUGGACGAGAUUGUGGAUGAACUUGUGAAGAACGAGACUUCUUCAGGGUCAUUCAGUGCACUGGUAUUGACUAGAGCAGUCAUCGACUAUUUGUUGCAAGAAUGGACGCCACCCUCAACCACUCCAGCUACUCCGACUUACUGUGCGACCACUGCACAGUCUUCAUCUGGAUUGUCUUCAGCUGCGCUGUGCUCAACUGCAGGACCUGUUCGUGGGACUUUGAACAAACGGUGCGCUAAGGGGCAAUUGAAGCGACAUAUACUGUCGCUAGAGAGACAGGCGAGGUCCCUGACACUGAUGUCAGGUAAUGUGCCGGAGGAGAUCAGCGAGUUGGGGGUUCCGUUUGCCAUUUCAUCAACAGAGUCUCCGCCUCUUCCGUUGGGUGCAUUGAUGUGGGCCUAUGACGUUUUGAAGUACGACUUGCUUCAUCUCUUGCCUACGGUGUACCUGAGAAGACUCCAAAACUACCCUACGGUGGUGGAGCUUGCCACGUAUGCGACAGAAAAGGUGUUCAAAGGACCGAAGAAAUCCUGUCGACUGGUCUGCUACCCACAACCGCUGUAUGGCGGCUGUAAGAAGGAAGAAGACGACGGCUGUAAGGAAGUGAAAAUCGAAGACUUUCGCUCCUUGGUACCAGCCGAAAUUGACCGACGGGUCAAGAAGGGGAAAAAUACUGAACGCCGAGAACUUCGUUUACCAACACCAGAACAACUACCUUAUGCUGGUAUACAUUGGUGGGCGAACAGCAUUCUUACCAAUUGCUGGAAUGGAGCCAACCCUCUAGGGUCACCUAACGAUAUGAUUUCCCAGCCAUUAUUUUUCGCUUUGGUUUAUUCACAUGUUUGUGAGUGCCUUAGAAACGAUUUUUACAACCCAUCGGAUUAA